AUUAAUUUGCUAUUUUACGGUUAUCUCUCUCGCUUUGGGUUAGGGUUUGUUCCCAAAAAUUCAUCAAAGAUGAUGUAUUGAAGAGUUCAGAUGGAGAGACCUUUGAGGUUGAAGAGGCAGUGGCUUUAGAGUCACAGACUAUUAAGCAUAUGAUUGAAGAUGACUGUGCUAACACCAGCAUCCCUUUGCCUAAUGUGACUAGUAAGAUUUUGGCUAAGGUUAUCGAGUACUGUAAGCGCCACGUGGAGGCUCCUAAGGGUGAAGAUAAUAAGGUUUCUGAUGAGGAUCUCAAGUCUUUUGAUGCGGAUUUUGUUAAAGUUGACCAGAGUACCCUUUUCGAUCUUAUACUGGCUGCCAACUAUUUGAACAUAAAGAGCCUGCUUGAUCUGACAUGUCAGACAGUUGCAGACAUGAUCAAAGGGAAGACACCUGAGGAGAUCCGUAAGACAUUCAACAUUAAGAAUGACUUCACUCCUGAAGAAGAGGAGGAAGUUAGGAGAGAGAAUGCCUGGGCUUUUGAGUGAAUUUGAGUCUGUUAAGUGUCCAUAUUCUGAUGAUAGAUUUGCGAUAUACUUUAGUAGAUGCUUUGAACAACUUUUAUGUUAGUAAAUAUGUGACUGCUGUUUCUCAAACUCCCGACUUUGUCAGUUGGAGGAGAGACAGUUGAACCUCUUUUGCUCUGUUAUGCGAUGGUUUCUUCUGUUCUAAGUAGAAAUCGAAGAUAAAAUCAUGUUGGUAACUGAUUUCCAUAUUCAUUGAUCUAUUAUUGGAAAUUCAUAUUGUUUCUUGUGUU
Molecule: messenger RNA, 793 nt
Organism: Lycium ferocissimum
Lineage: Eukaryota; Viridiplantae; Streptophyta; Magnoliopsida; Solanales; Solanaceae
Product: SKP1-like protein 1A
Exons: 2
Coding region: 150-524 (124 amino acids)
Biological process (GO): SCF-dependent proteasomal ubiquitin-dependent protein catabolic process
Cellular component (GO): cytoplasm; nucleus
Molecular function (GO): cullin family protein binding
Source: RefSeq, a predicted model, not a curated record